GCAGUUUAAUUAAAUAAUCGAUCACGUGAGGUCAGCGUAGAUGACCAAAUACAUGUCAUCAUCAUAAUUGGUCAUCAUCGACCUCUGCGCACAAACGACGAUGAGCACACCGAGAUUUGGACUUUUGGUGUCGACAUGCAUGAGACAUGCCGCAGACAUUUAUAUGCGCUCCGGGAUGGUCUCAACGCCGAUAACAAGAUGGAAGUCUGGCUCCGCCCUGCACAAGACGCGGUCGUUCGCAUCCUCCUCAAUCGUGCAUGCAGCCCCCUCAACACCCACUUAUGUUCCAAAAUCCGCCGCCUUAAUAUCUUCUGUUCCAACUCCAGAUGAACUAAAAGCACAGGAGCUUGACUUAGACAUCAUACCCAAAGAGGAUAUCAAGCUUGAACUUACAAACCGAGCUGCCGAGCAACUGCAAUCUAUAGCUACGCGGGAACACUCUCCCAGUGCAGGCCUACGCAUUGCAGUGGAGUCAGGAGGAUGUCACGGUUACCAGUAUACAAUGGAGCUUGCUUCUGAACGAAAUGUGGAAGACUACCACUUCACACAUCCUGCCAUUAUUCCGUCAAAUAUCUAUAUCGAUGCAGUCUCCCUCGGACUUCUCAACGGCUCUACAAUAGAUUUCGCUACCGAGCUGAUAGGGAGCUCGUUUCGCAUCGCGGAGAACCCGCAGGCGAAGGGUGGAUGUGGCUGCGGGAUUAGCUGGGAGAUGAAAGAUUAAACUUUUAUGAGACAAAGCAUGAUUAAGUACUAGACCAGGCAUACGUAGCUGGACGUAUUUAUGAAACUCACGUCACUUAUAUAUCGUCAUGGUACCGCCGAUGUACUACUUAGUUUGCUUUACGCUGCAAGCCAGCACUCCCGGGACAAAUUCUACAAUAUCAGACAAAUUGAUCAAAGCUGACUAUUCCCACAA
Suillus plorans is the source of this 916-nucleotide messenger RNA. RefSeq lists its product as uncharacterized. The record is from RefSeq and is a predicted model, not a curated record. The coding region runs from base 101 to 721 and encodes 206 amino acids. Gene Ontology annotation, biological process: iron-sulfur cluster assembly. Gene Ontology annotation, molecular function: iron ion binding; 4 iron, 4 sulfur cluster binding; 2 iron, 2 sulfur cluster binding. Gene Ontology annotation, cellular component: mitochondrion. The transcript is spliced from 4 exons. Lineage: Eukaryota; Fungi; Basidiomycota; Agaricomycetes; Boletales; Suillaceae.